GUCGCGACGGAUCUCCCCUCAGUUCAUCAGCCAAUCCCUGCAGGAGGCCGCCGCCACCAGCGCCGUGUGUAUCCAGGACGCACGGGACCCCAGCACCAGCCUAGGUGCCUACAGCCUGCUGCUGCGCACACACACAGGCAGGACUAUGCUGGAGUUCCAGGAGACGAUGACAGUGUUUCAGUUGUUACAUUGGAAUGGAACGUUGAAGGCCCUGAGGAAGAGGCAGUGUUCCAGACAGAGUGUGAUUGGCUAUUACUCUCAGUGUGGGCUGGACGCGAGCCUGCGCAGCAGCAUGGCUCUGGAUUGGCUGGGCCGCGAACAGCGUUGCCCAGGGCGACUGAGCGAGGAGCUCCGCGUGGCCCAGCGAGAGCUGGGAUUGGCCCGUCGCCGUGGCGUCGAGCUCCGCUUCUACAAGGAGAAGACCCAGAUCCUGACCUUGGCUCUCAGCCAGGCGGCCCUCAGCCAGGCGGCCCCCAGCCAGGGGGCCAUGCCACUGGGACCCCCCAGCCCGGAGCGGGGCCACACGGACGCUCACACCCAGGAAGAGCUGCCUCUACGCAUCUUCCACAGCCAGGAAACCCUGAGGCUUCAGACCCCUCCAUGCCGGCCCUCCACCGAGGCCCACACCCACACACAGCCCCAAAACUCCAAGUUCAAAUCCCACUGCUGAUGGCGCCAGAGAUGUGUUGUCUGGUGUGGGGGUUGAGAGGGGGUGUGUACGUGUGUGUGUGUGUUUGUUUGGGGGUGAGCGGGAGUGACAUUCUAUAGUGAUACACCAUAAAUUAUAGUGAUAUUGGGCCAGGAGAAGUAUGACCCCAGAUUAUUGCUCCAUACCCCGUUGACACAACUUGAAUAAAUAUCUCUGUGAUAUAUUGUUAUUGUGCUAAGAGGGCUUAAGGGACCCAAUAGAGGACUCCAAAGCACACACAUGUACACACUUUCCCUAGCCUUUGCCUGGUUUGAACUGGCAGGUGCAAGGUAUUAAAAUUAUAAAGGGAAUCUAUAGGUGUCACUGUCAUCGUUCCAUGUAGAUUUGUGUAAAUAAACGUUUUAAUUACUCUGGUCGUCUGUAUUUAUUCUGACUGAAAGUUUCUGAGGCAUGUACACUGUACAUUUCUCCGUUUGAUUGAGGCAAGAUACAAGUCGCCUAUACAAUUUGCAUAUUGAUAA
Osmerus eperlanus (European smelt) is the source of this 1170-nucleotide messenger RNA. Its product is annotated as protein limb expression 1-like. Bases 146 to 670 code for a protein of 174 amino acids. The record is from RefSeq and is a predicted model, not a curated record. Gene Ontology annotation, cellular component: cytoplasm. NCBI's taxonomy places the organism in Eukaryota, Metazoa, Chordata, Actinopteri, Osmeriformes, Osmeridae. Gene Ontology annotation, biological process: autophagosome maturation. The transcript has 4 exons.